AUGCAACAUGAGGCAGUUCUUUCAAAUGAGCGUACGUCAAAUGAAAGCACAAAACGAAGAAAGCACAAAAGGAAAAAGAAAAGAGAAAGAUCAUCAACAACAGAAAAAAACUCUCUUACCUCUGACGAAAGGGUUACAGACCGCACAGAAAAAAGUCAAACUUCUCUUCAAAAUGAAGCCUGUACGCUAGUCAAUAAGCAUAGUUCAACCAAUAAAGAAAAUUCUAAAGACGAACUGCCUGAAAAAGUCCAUUCAGAUCACAGCCAAACGAAUGAUUUAUCCGAGAAAUCUGUAGAUCAUGAAGACAGUUUAGCUGAUGAUGUUGACAAAUCAAAGAAAAUCGUAAAGAAAGAAGAACAUGUGGAAUCCAGAAGAAGCAUUGCUGAUGAUUCCAUUUCUUCAAACAGUAUACAGAAUGAAACAUUUGCUGGGCUGAAUAAUAACAGUCGGCUAUUAGAAAGUGCAAUGAAUGGUGUAUCAGAUGCAACUCCAUCAACAAGCCGGGAGACUAGAAAAGGAAAUGACUCUUCACGACAUGAUCUGACUGAGAAUAGUGUUCAGACUUUAGUGGAAAAUAAAAUGGAAAAUAUAAAACAGGAACUUCAGAAAGUAAGAAAAGAAUUGAUGGAUUAUAAUAAUGUAACUAAUCAAGUAAGAGUCGAUAUGUCUGGUUUGGAAGAAAAUAUGAAGUUGGACACAAAACAUCAUGCAAAACAAAUUGAAGAGAAGUUAAUGAAUCAGACAACCCAACUUCAGCAAGGUCUAACACAACUGGAAGAAAUCAUCAAGAAAUCUACGCAGACUGAGGAAGUAUUAGAACACAUCAAAGCUAACAGGAAUAAAAUCGAUGACCAAAAACAAGAAAUCAAAGAUAUGAAAAAUACGUUACUGAAGCUUCAGGAAGACAUUUCUCGUUUGUUGAAUUUACAAAGUGAGAGAGAAAAUUUGAGUAAAACUAUUAAAGAGGACAGUAAUACUCAAAGUACACCACAAACAGAAAAUUUACCGAGCAGCUCAACAGUCCAGAACAUAACAAAUCAAACAGACAUAGAUAAUAGGGUUUGUAUUAAGAAAUGA
This is a messenger RNA of Mytilus trossulus (common blue mussel), 1077 nucleotides long. RefSeq names its product G kinase-anchoring protein 1-like. The transcript is spliced from 4 exons. The record is from RefSeq and is a predicted model, not a curated record. NCBI's taxonomy places the organism in Eukaryota, Metazoa, Mollusca, Bivalvia, Mytilida, Mytilidae. The coding region runs from base 1 to 1077 and encodes 358 amino acids.